Molecule: messenger RNA, 1167 nt
Organism: Hydractinia symbiolongicarpus
Lineage: Eukaryota; Metazoa; Cnidaria; Hydrozoa; Anthoathecata; Hydractiniidae
Exons: 3
Coding region: 1-1167 (388 amino acids)
Source: RefSeq, a predicted model, not a curated record
AUGUCUGAGGAACAGAGAAAAGCGGUUGCUGCGAUUAUUAUUGCUACAACUUUACUUCCGACAAACUUUUCCAAAUCUAAGGUUACGCGUAGAAUUUGGGUGAAGGAGUGGAUGAAAAAACGAAAAUCGAUCGGUGUUUACAAUAACUUAGUGCAAGAACUACGUUUGUAUGACGAAGAGAGUUUCCGCAAAUACCUGCGAAUGAGCCCAGACAUAUAUGAGCUUUUACUUGAGAAAGUCAGAAGUAAAUUAACGAAGAAGACAACGCAUUUACGGAAACCUUUGGAGCUGAAGUUGAAGCUGACAAUAACUUUGCGCUUUCUCGCUACUGGGGAGAAUUUUACUAGCUUACAUCAUCACUAUUCUGUUGGUAUUUCAACCAUUGCCACAUUUAUUCCUCAGGUUUGUCAAGCAUUAUAUGAUACACUAAAAGAUGAUUUCCUCAAGUUCCCCGAAAACAAAGACGACUGGCUUGAAAUUGCAUCUGAAUUCGAAACAAUGUGGCAAUUUCCAAAUUGCAUUGGGGCAAUGGAUGGAAAACAUAUUGCUCUCUGCCAGGGACGUCUGAGCGAUGGUGGAGUUUUCAGGCGGUGUGAAUUUUUCAGAGGAUUAUCUAAAAACAGCAUAGAUUUACCAGAAAGGAGAAAACUGCCAAACAUAUCUGGAAUUGAUGAUUCCUUCCUUAACCCUGAGUGUGACCAGCCACUCUUGCCAUACGUUCUAGUUGCUGAUGAUGCUUUUCCCUUAACUGAGUAUUGCAUGAAACCUUACGCACAGAAAGGACUUACUGAGUCAAAGCGCAUAUUCAACUAUCGUUUAUCACGUGCAAGAAGAACAAGUGAAAACGCUUUUGGAAUACUUGUAAAGCGGUUUCACUGCCUCAUUGCAAAAUUAAAUGUUUUGCCCGAAUCUGCUGUAAAAGUAACGUUAGCUACUUGUGCGCUACAUAAUAUGCUGUGUACUAUGUCUAUGCAAACGUAUACAAACGCGGAGGGACCGGAAAUCAAAGAUAAUAUUUUUAACAACCUAUCAAGUCUGUCCCCGAUGGAAGGAACAAAAUCAAGAAACUUUAGCACACGCGCAGAAAAUAUGCGAAAUUCUUUCAGUGAUUAUUUUCAAGGAUUAGGUCAGGUGCAUUGGCAAUGGAAUCAAGUAUACGGACAAUAG